GUACAUAAAAAUACCCACAUAAAGCAACGCAACGUCGCACCUCAGAAAAUUGCCAUGAAUGGUGCAAUCCACAUAUUUUAAUUCAGACGCCGUUUAAUAAUGUUUUUGGACAUUUAUUUAUGUCGAAAGUGGGAGUUGAAGGGGCUAUUACGUAGCAGCUAUUUAAGCUCGUAUGUGGUGACAAAACCUUGAAAAUGCGCAUGUAAAGCUAUAGCUCAUUCCGCUCUUCGGAGGUGAAAAAGGGCAACUGGAUUAUAGACAGCAGCCAAAAACACGAUUUUGAACUAGAGCAUUGGCAGCACUUUUUGCUUUUCUUUUUCUUUGGAGGAGAUUUAUAUACAUAGAUAUAGAGAGAACGAGCAGGCAUCGGCAUAGCCAUAGCACGUCACAAUGAAGUCCAGCAGCGGUAAAAAGGCGAGGAAGGGCAGGAAGAAACAGGAAGACAAGGACACACACACGGCCGAGGACAUACAAAUUGAAAAGCAACAAGAAAAUGAAGACGAAAACGAAGAGGAACAGCUAGACCAGGAAAAGGACGACAAUGAAGAGGAACAAUCUGAAAAUGGACAAAUGCUUUCUGGAGAGUAUUACGAGGUCGAAAGCAUCAGAAAAAAACGAAUCCGCAAGGGGCAGGUGCAAUAUUUAGUUAAGUGGCGAGAUUGGCCUGAGAGUCAAAACACAUGGGAGCCAUAUGAAAAUGUUAAAUCUUGUGGUGAAAUAUUAAAAGAUUUUGAAGAAAGUAAUGGCAGCCUGCCAAGACCUGGAAGGAAGCCUAAGCGCAAGUCUGGAGGUCCCAUCUCUACUCAGAAAAGAAAGCGUGUUUCUUUGUCGAGUGCUGACGAAGCUGCACAGCCAGAGGCUGAGGCAGAGGUAGAGACAGUCGCAGAUGCAGAUGCAGAGGCAGAGGCAGAGAUUGAGGCUGAGGAGGCUGAGGCUGAGGUAGAGGCAGAGCCUGAGGCAAAGAUUGAAUCAAAGCCAAGGGCUAAACGGGGUAAAUCUACCUCAGGCAACCGAAUUGUUACCUCAUCAGAAAUAAUGCCACAGCCGCUUGAACAAGGCAUCCUUCAGAAAGAAGAUGGAACUCAGAUUGCAGAAGACAAAGAUGAAUUAGAGAAAAGUCAAGUUAAGUUGCCAGAGGAUGGUGAUGGCAAGAAUGAAGAAGAGGAAGAGCAGAAUGCAGCUGUGGAGAAGAGUGUAGAGGAAGAAAGCAAUUCACAGAAUAAAAAUCCGAAGGAGGAUACAACUAUUUUAAAACAUGAAGUGAAGGAGGUGAUUCAUCCUGAUGUGACCUCAGGUCCUGAAGAGAAAGACAUGCCAGUGGAUGACUCUAAGUCAGAUCAAAGGGUUACGGUAAAUGACUCCGGCAAACAAAGCCAAGUUGCCCAAUUUACAGGAGCAAAGAAGAGGAAAUCAGGUCAUGUAAGGCGUGUAAAGCAAGCACUGGAUUUGAAUGAGCAGGAUACAGAGCAAAGAGAGGAGAAGAGCAAUAACCAACAGGCACAAGAAACGUUGUCAGGCACUGUUAAUUUGAGGGGCCAAGGAGGGGACAUCUCAGGAAAUGGUAAAGAAUUGAAAGAUCAGAAGCCUUUGGUUGUUGGACCUAGUACAGACAAAAAUCCAUCAAAUUCCACUGACAACUAUCUUACUCCGGCUAUAACUGAAAUUCUGAAGGCAAUAAGCUACAACACCUCUGCCUCGAACAACAAACAGGAGGUUCAUGUUAUUUUUAAAGUUCGAAGAGCUGAUGGUUCUGAGGUAGUCGUAGAUAACAAAUUCUUGAGGUCCAAUUAUCCUUCAUUGUUGAUUGAUUUUUAUGAGCAGCAUCUUCGAUACAACAACACUGUGUAGAGGUGUACCAUUCCCAUUUGCAGAGUGAGAAAACCAUUAGUUUCACCAUCAAGUACUAUGAUACAGAUUUCUGUAUACUGAUCUUGUUAAUUGCAUCAUUCAAACUAAGGUUCUCAGAUAUUCAGGGAUAAUUCUCGCCAAAGAGAAGUUUAAAGAGAGUGAAUCUUAUGUGUAGUAUUCUGGAAAAAAUUGUGUUCAGAUUUUAACCAUAGGAUGGCACUAAAUUAUUAUUUUCAGUGAUCAGCGGGUUUAUUCACUUCUCAGUAUGUAUGCAUAUGAUAAACUUGCCAUCAGUAAGGUUUCAAUGUAUGGUUUAGAUAUUUUAUUUCACUCUAGUCUUACAAAAUUAAACUGUAACUAAUGUGGAUUUUCACUUUUGCAUGUAUUUUUUAUGUCAACAUAUAUUUUCUUGUAAGUCAA
Molecule: messenger RNA, 2268 nt
Organism: Cryptomeria japonica (Japanese cedar)
Lineage: Eukaryota; Viridiplantae; Streptophyta; Pinopsida; Cupressales; Cupressaceae
Product: chromo domain-containing protein LHP1
Exons: 6
Coding region: 391-1848 (485 amino acids)
Biological process (GO): heterochromatin formation
Cellular component (GO): nucleus
Source: RefSeq, a predicted model, not a curated record